Molecule: messenger RNA, 2589 nt
Organism: Cydia splendana
Lineage: Eukaryota; Metazoa; Arthropoda; Insecta; Lepidoptera; Tortricidae
Exons: 4
Coding region: 1-2589 (862 amino acids)
Source: RefSeq, a predicted model, not a curated record
AUGAAAGAUACAGACUCACAAAAUAUUGACGUUAAAGGUCGAGAUAACACGCAUGACAGCACUCAAAUAUCUGCAUUUAAUGUGACUUCCAAGGAGUGUAUUCAAAUUCCUCCUCCGAAAUCUCCGCCGAAAGCUUCGAGCUUUUCUUCAAGCUCUUCUUCCAGCUCUUCUUCCAGCUCUUCUUCCGGCUCUUCUUCCAGCUCUUCCUCGAGCAGUUCAGAAGAUUCCGAAGACGAUUCAAACCAAGUCCGAGUGAAGAAGGUCAGUAUUACUAAUGAGGUAUCCCAUAUCGAGCCAUUAUCUUCCCCAGUGUAUAAUGUUAUCGACAACUAUCCGAACACUGAACAAAUCGAAAUACCUUCCUCAUGCAACUCCGUUGCUGAUAGUGAGGAGGAUGACAACACAAAUACUCAAUUGAGCUCAACUGUGAACGAUAAACGAGCUCGGCAGGGUAAACCGAACAUCAAUAUUGUUCCUUACUCUUCCACUGACGACUCUUCCAGUUCAGAUAGCGAUACCACUCCUUCAAAUGGAUGUCAUAAUAAUGAAAAUGAUACAACUGGAUCUAACAUUGCCGAAAAUAACGAGCCUUCUUGUAAUAAUAAAGGGACACGAAAAAGAAAAGCGGCACCUGAGAGUUGGAUUCGCAACACAGCCAAGAGACUGAAAAAUAAUGGUAAGUCGUAUACUUCAAGAUCGAACCGUAUUGUACCUGAGAAAACAUUGAAACCACCCUGUACUAUAAAAUGUAAGCGAAAUUGUACCCAAAUCUUCACCGAAACUCAACGCAAAAUAAUCUUUGAAAAUUACUGGGAAAUGGGUGACUUGCAGCGACAACGUGAGUACAUUUUACGGCAUAUUUCUCCUAUCUACCCAAAAUACUCGUACAAAGUUCACAACAGCAACCGUGGUCACAAUAAUGCAUUCUAUUUCACUGUAAAUCAGCAGAGGAUAAGGGUGUGCAAGACAUUUUUCAAGGCCACAUUAGAUAUCACAGAUCGUGUCAUCAGAACUGUAAUACAAAAAACUGAGGAUGAAAAUGACAGUUGUGUUUUAUCUUUAGAUCAACGUGGUAAGCACACAAAUCACAAAACCGUUGACCCGGAAAUUAAAGACAGCGUGCGGGAGCACAUUAAUAGAAUCCCUAGAGUAGAAAGCCAUUACUGUCGUGCUUGCACUACAAAAGAGUAUAUCGAUGGAGGCAAAAGUAUCGCGGACUUACAUCGGGAUUAUACUAAAGAACGAGAAUUGAAAAAUCUUCCUUAUGCGAACUAUUUAAUGUAUAAUCAUAUUUUUAACGAACACAAUAUUUCAUUUUAUCAGCCCAAAAAAGACCAAUGUGAGGAUUGCGUUUCUUAUGCGAACUCAACAGAGGCGGAAAAAGCAAAAAAUAAAGAUAAAUUUGAUACUCAUAUAAAUGAAAAAAUGCUAGCGCGAUCUGAAAAGGAUAAAGAUAAAAAAUAUAGUUCCAAUACUACUAUAGUGUGCGUCUACGAUCUUCAAGCAACGAUGCCGUGCCCAAAAGGGGACGUUUCCACAUUUUAUUAUCUUUCGAAACUGAAUGUUUACAAUUUCACAAUCUGCAACAUGAAGGAUAACAAUGUGUCUUGCUAUGUAUGGCAUGAGGGCGAAGCUAGGCGCGGAGUUGCAGAAAUUGGAACUUGUGUUAUGAAAUACAUAGAAGAUCUCAAAGUUAAGGCAAUUCAACUUAAAUCUAAACUUGAUGUCAUAUUUUAUUCUGACAACUGCACUGGCCAACAUAAAAACCACUUUAUGAUCGCACUUUACGUAUAUGUUGUUAAUAAUUUUGAGCACAUAAAUUCCAUAACACACAAAUUUUUGAUCAAAGGGCACACUCAAAAUGAGGGUGAUAGUGCUCACUCAGUUAUAGAAAGAGCUGGGCUCUUGUCGGUGCAGCGUGAUGAAGUUGUCUCCACCUUGGUCGAUCCGAAGCCAGCCCCUCAAUGUCCUGAGCGGGCCCGGCUUCAGGAGACGGUUGACAGGUUCACUGAGUGUAGUGCUGCGUAUGAGCAGGCCCUGAAGGACAUCAACUCAUUGGAGAGAGCACUGCACGACGCCCACGAACAAAUCUAUGAGCUACAGGAGGCCCAACACAAUGCAGCAGUGGCACACUCUCAGAGCUUGUUCGAAGAACUGGUCCGGCCCGACUCUCAGUUGGUUGCCGCACCAAUUGAAAACCUUGCGGCCCCUACAGAUUUAGCCUAUGAUACUACCACACCAAGGUUACGCGCUCUUACGUACGGGGCGCCUGCGGCGACCUUCACACUUAAAGGUCGGGCGAAGCCCGACAUUCAGCGCGCUCCGCGCGCUCUUACGUACGGGGCGCCUGCGGCGCCCUUCACACGUAAAGGUCGGGCGAAGCCCGACAUUCAGCGCGCUUCGCGCGCUCUUACGUACGUGGCGCCUGCGGCGCCCUUCACACGUAAAGGUCGGGCGAAGCCCGACAUUCAGCGCGCUUCGCGAGCUCUUACGUACGGGGCGCCUGCGGCGCCCUUCACACUUAAAGGACAUUCAGCGUGCUUCGUGCGCUCUUACAUACAGGGCGCCUGCGUCGCCCUUCACACUUAA